Uloborus diversus is the source of this 1979-nucleotide messenger RNA. RefSeq lists its product as uncharacterized. NCBI's taxonomy places the organism in Eukaryota, Metazoa, Arthropoda, Arachnida, Araneae, Uloboridae. Bases 448 to 1395 code for a protein of 315 amino acids. Gene Ontology annotation, cellular component: plasma membrane. Gene Ontology annotation, molecular function: protein binding. The record is from RefSeq and is a predicted model, not a curated record. The transcript is spliced from 3 exons.
AAUGUGUUUGGUAUAUUCGCGAAUUCUACAAGAAUGUAUAAAUAAGUUUUAAGUUAUUAAGAAGUGUUUUCAUCAGAAAAUCCAGAACUAAUCAAAUAUUUGUCAAAUAUGUACUGAUGGCCAAGAGGAAAGUCUGACGAACUUACCAUAGAGAAUUCGUGACGGAAUGGAUUUAUAUUUCCAACUAAAAUGGGACGAAAUACUGAAAGUUUAUUCCAAUGGCAAGAACUAGCUCUCAAUCUCGAUAAGAAUGAAACAUAUAUUGAACUAAUGCUUUGUUAAAAGUUCUAAAACAGAGAUUUAUUUUCACAUUUUGAAAUUUUAGUAAAAUUAAUUCGUGCAUCAGAAAAAUUAAAAAUGAACUUUUUCAGUGUGAAACUGAAUAAAAACAGAACACCUGAUAAAAUUCCUAUAAAAUACCAUUGGAAGUCAACAAAACAUACUUAAAUGGGACAUAAGAUAUUGUUAGUUUUGUUGCUUCUAAAGAAUGUACUGACAUUUUCUUGUUCAAAAGAAACAGAAAGAGUAAAUUGUGAGUUCAUUGCAUCAAACGGAGACCUUGAGGAUUUUUAUGAACACAUUCCAAAAUUUGGAGAAUGUACAAAGAAGUACAAUAGCUCCAGUUUUACUUUAAGACUACAGAAUUACUCGAUUCCCGGUCUUCCAAAUGGAACGUUUUCAGAUCUUGGAUCCUUGGAACAUUUUGCACUAAUAAUAGAAGACAGUUGGGUAGCGUUGCUUUCUGCACUGUCGGGAGAAUAUUCGGCAUUUCAGAAUUUGAAAUUUAAGUCCGCUGUGAUUGACGUGAGUGACUCCCACACUUUGAGCGGAUGGCAAUGGAAUGAAUUGCACAAUAUUACUCCAGAAAAAGACCGACCAUUUGAGCUCAAUUUGGUGCGAUCGAAGUUAGUUUAUUUGCAUCCUGAUUUCGGACAAGUGGCGAACAGUCGUCUGACGGCCAUUCGAAUCUUAAAAUGUCGACUGAGGUGGCUUGGAGAAAAUGUGUUCGAAAAAUUUCACGAUCUGAAAACUCUUGAACUGAGGGGUAAUGUUAUUCAAAGGAUAGAGCGGUCACACUUGCCAACAACUGCGCCGAAUUUGAAAGCAUUGGAUUUAGGGAACAACCAGUUAUCAAACCUUCCGUUGAAUAUUUUCAGUGGCCUCCAUUUAAAUAAAGUUUUUCUCGAUGGUAACAACUUAAAAAUUCCGAUACAAGAAAUAGGCCAUAUUCUGCAAACAAGACCAUUACCAGUUUUUUCAGGAGUUUUAUGGCCUUGCAGUUGUGACAGUCUUCAGCAACUUUUGAAGGUGGAUUUCAAUUAUGUUCACGAGUACUGCUACAUGGAAAACUCACGCAAGGAUAUACGCUCAACGUAUCAGCAGUUUUGCAAUUAAGAUAAGAUUACCAAUUUAAAAUCCAAAAGGCAUUGAGUUCUGAAAAUCUUCGAAAUGGAUUCAUCAAACAGUGUUGGAUGUGAAAUUUCCUUAUGAAAUAUUAAAUGUUCUGAGUAAAUACUUAUUUUACAUUUUUAAGGGCUUAAACAACAUGUCAUACACGUGGUUGCUUAAAAACAAACAAACAAAAAAAAAGCUGAAAACAAUUUGCAGGAAUUAAAUUAAAUCUUAAGAUUGAAGAUUGUAGAAUUUCGCUAAUUAGCAGAAAAUGCAUUUAUUUUAGUAAUUUUCCAACUGUAGGGCAACAAACAUGUUUUAAAGGAACAUUAUUAUGAGCUGCUUCCUCUUGAUUACUUUUUAUUACUUGUUGCUUAAGUGAUUUAUUUUUUAUAGGACAUGCAUUGCAUCUGUAUUUUCAGGGAAAAUUUCCAAUAAAAAUAAGCAUAUAUUUAAUUUAUUUACUUUGUAACAAGACUUAAAGAAUCAUUGAAAUAAAAAAAAUCUUGUUCUUGUGCAAGAUGCACAAAGAUUGAAUGGAAAACUAGGUAUGCGUUCCUUUGCCAGCAUGUGGAAUAGUGGGCUUC